Brettanomyces bruxellensis is the source of this 429-nucleotide messenger RNA. RefSeq lists its product as uncharacterized. The coding region runs from base 1 to 429 and encodes 142 amino acids. NCBI's taxonomy places the organism in Eukaryota, Fungi, Ascomycota, Pichiomycetes, Pichiales, Pichiaceae. The transcript has a single exon. The record is from RefSeq and is a predicted model, not a curated record.
AUGUCAGUGCAAAAUAUCAAUAUAGUUGAGCCUGCCUCAUACACAACACAGGCAAAACUUCUUCUUUGCCAACUUCUGUAUGAUGUGGCAAAGUUUACGCCGAAAAAAUUCACCGCAGAGAAUAUCUUAGGGAGUUUCAAGAAGCAUCCAUUGAUAAAAGACCCGGAUAUGAAGUUGAAUGUAGAUCAACUCCUCGAACUAGUGAAUAAUAUGAUGCUAGAGAACAAGAUGAUUCAGCCGGAGAAUCUGCCGGGCAGCAUAGAGGAGUAUAAGACAAAAGUGGAUAUAAUAGCGAGUGUGUGCAACAUCUAUUUCUUUAAGCGAAUUGAAGAGAUUGAGACUAGGCUUAAGAAGAACAAGGAGGAGUUUAAAGCUGAGUAUGACCACAUUAAAAAAAGCCAGGAGGACCAGCACAAAGUGAACACAUAG